This is a messenger RNA of Penicillium manginii, 732 nucleotides long. RefSeq lists its product as uncharacterized. The record is from RefSeq and is a predicted model, not a curated record. Lineage: Eukaryota; Fungi; Ascomycota; Eurotiomycetes; Eurotiales; Aspergillaceae. The coding region runs from base 1 to 732 and encodes 243 amino acids. The transcript is spliced from 2 exons.
AUGUGCUGGCACAAAUGGAUACCAGUCACCCCGCAAGGGUGCAAGGCUUUGAAUCCUCAUAUCAUGAUGCACAAAGAAACGAUCUACUGCAAUACUGUGAUUGACACCGCUAUCAAACUAUCCCAGCCGAACUACUUUCUAGACGAAGACGAGAGGGAACAGCGGCGUGACAACACCCGUUUCAGACUCCAAGCGUGUCCUCAUGAAGAUUCCAAGAUUGUCGACUCGUUUAACCGCAGAAUCGAGGUCAAGCCGCUCCAGGUGGUCAAUCCCCGCUGCCCCAAGAAAAAGAUACACCAGGCCGAGAAUGGCCUCUUCGACACCGAUUCAGUCGAAGACGAGCAUAGCAGCGAAACGUGCCUCCAGUGCCGGUACCCCUUGAGGUAUCCUUUCACGUAUCCCCUGCCUUGCUUACCGCCGCCGCCGCCGCUCUUCUCCAGAGAUCUGUUGGACACCGAAGUCAGUAUUCCUAUGUUUCGCGGAAUGAUCGAAGCGCAGUCAUGCCUUCCCAAGAUCUGGCAGAUGACUCCACAGGGAAUAGUUUCCGGCAUGAUCACUCCUGCUAUCGAGGGGGUCGAUGACUCGGAGGACGAGUAUGAAGUUGCCGACCUCGGAUGUGUUGGGCUGGGGUUUCCAGUUUCCAGGACUGCAAGUCCUCCGUUCGUGAAUCCUCUUCACGGACUGAUCCAGAGAACGGAUGAUGAGUGGCCGGACAACUACCAGGGGGCCUAA